Molecule: messenger RNA, 4066 nt
Organism: Diorhabda carinulata
Lineage: Eukaryota; Metazoa; Arthropoda; Insecta; Coleoptera; Chrysomelidae
Product: tropomodulin-1
Exons: 7
Coding region: 212-1513 (433 amino acids)
Biological process (GO): myofibril assembly; pointed-end actin filament capping
Cellular component (GO): myofibril
Molecular function (GO): tropomyosin binding
Source: RefSeq, a predicted model, not a curated record
CACGAUUGUUACUUCCCAUGUGAAAUCGACAGGCGUUAAGAAAGGAGUAAAUUUAGAACUCGUAUAGACGGUUAAAAUGUUAGUCUUGAACGCGAACUCUAACAGUUAACACAGUGAAAGUAUUAGAAAUAAAAAAGCGUCCCCUACCGGCGUUUUUGACGUUUUUUUUAACGUUACACGAUUGUUUUAACGUGACAAAAUCCCGUCCGAAAUGGCUGAAACGAUAGAGGAGAGCUAUGAGACGGAAGUCCGGAGAAAAGUGGUUAGAACCAAGUUUAACAUUGAAGAAACGUCCACAAAAACCACCAAAACCACAAUGACCACCCCUGCAAAAUUAUAUGGAAAAGAUUUGAGUGUUUACGACGAUGUCGAUGUGGACGAGCUAUUGGAUAAAUUGACCGCAGAAGAAAUUAGUAUGUUAGCAAAAGAAGCAGAUCCGGAUGAUAGCUGUUUACCCCCUUCUUUAAGAACGAGUUAUGAAUGUGAAAAGGAUCCUACAGGUCCUUUGAAUAGGAAAAAAUUGAUAGAACAUAUUAAUAAGGAAGCUAUAGAAACUCCAGACAGGCCAGAAUUGGAGCCGUACGUUCCAGGAACAGUUCGAGGGAAAAAAUGGGUACCACCGCCUCCACCUUUGAAAGAACAAGAGGCCGAAGAACAAAUUGCAGUCGAUUUAGGAGACGAAUAUGAACAAGCAUUAACAGAUGCAUCACAAGAAGAAAUUAUAGACUUAGCUGCCAUCCUUGGUUUUCAUUCGAUGAUGAAUCAAGAUCAGUAUCAUGCAUCGCUUUUAAAUAAAGGACAACCGGUCGGAUUAGGUUGGGAUGGUAUUACAAAAGCUUCUAAACCUAAAUUAUAUCCUGUUGACCCUCCAAAUAUGACAGACCCCGAUGAAACAGUGAAAAAAGUCCAAGAUGACGACAGCAAAUUCAUCGAUUUAAAUUGGAACAACAUCAAGAAUAUAUCGGAUGAAAAACUCGACAGAUUAUUCGAGGCUUUAUGCACCAAUACGCACCUCGAAACGUUAUCGUUAGUGAACGUCGGUUUGGCUGAUAGACACGUGGAAAAAUUGGCGAGGGCCAUCGAAGAAAACGGUACUUUAAGGGUGAUUAAUGUAGAAACGAAUUUCAUAUCACCCCAAGGUACUGUCCGAUUGGUAAAGGCUCUGCUCAAGAAGAAGACUGUUGAAGAAUUUAGAGCUACCAAUCAGAGGUCGCAAGUUUUGGGUAACAAAAUAGAAAUGGAAAUCACCCAACUUAUCGAGAAAAACCCAACGAUAUUGAGGCUGGGGUUACAUUUAGAGUACAACGACGCCAGACAUCGUAUCGCUAAACAUUUACAAAGAAACAUCGAUACCAGUAAGUUUCUAUUUUUCAUAAAAACGGAAAUAUUUAAUUUUAUAGAAAAAUAUAUGAAAAUUUUCCCACGAGUCCCGUUAACAAGAUCAAAAUUGUCCCGUGACGUCACUAAACGAUAUAUAAAUAAAAAAAUCCUUCAUAUACUGAAUUUUUUUUAACAAUUCGAUAUAAAACUUUUUCUAAAACCAAUCGAUAGUUUGUAAUAUGAAUUUUUUUCUUUCAAAUUUUGUCUUGUUAUUGAUACGUUCAAUUAUGUUAUCAUCGAUAUAAAAUCCUCUCGAUGAUUUAUAGAACGUCGUCGCGUGAUGGCGAAAUAUCAAGUAACUUUAGGAAAAAAGGGAAACGCCAUGAAAAUUGUCCGUGCUGAUUAAUCUUUUAUUCGAUAGGUGAAGCUGUGAGUAUUUAAAUCGGAAAAACGCCGGGGGCGCGUAUUUUUAACUGUUAUUUUUUAAUUGAAAGAUGCGUCCAUCUCUACGUUUUAGUUUUCACUCGAUUUAAGUCAAUAUCCUACACGUUUAUAUUAAGAACGUUUAUCUCAACACUGACCUACCAAACUGUACCGGUGCUUCAUACCCUAUCUCAUACACUUUUCUAGAUACUUUUUGAAUAGAACAACAGUCUAGAUGUUUUCUGAUUCUUCCAGGACAAUUAUUCACGUUUCAAUCAGAAAUUUUGAGAAAAUUUCCCAACGUUUAUAUGUUUCAAACAUUCUAGAUUAUUCCUGAUUCUUCCAGGAUGAGUAUUCACUUUUCAAUUAGAAAUUUCGAGAAAAUUUCCAAAAGGUUAUAUGUUUCGAAUGUUAAGAUUAUUCCUGAUUCUUCCAGGACAAGUAUUCACUUUUCAACUAGAAAUUUCUAGAAUAUCCCCUUAUUUCGAACAUUCCAGAUUCUUCUGGGACCAUUAUUGACAUUGUAUCUUGAAAUUUCUAGAAAAUGUGUGCGGUUUUUUGCAUAAACUUGUCUAUACAUAAAAUAAAAUUUGUGAAGGAAUUUCGAUUAGUUUUUACCAAAAAUUGACGUUCGAGAUCCUCAUUUUCAUCGUGUCACUAAAACAGUUUCUUCAGAACACAAAAAUUAAAUCCUAGCGACUUUUCAAACACUUCCCCUUUAUCCUUUUUACCAAGCUCAAAAUAAAAUCGAUAAAGAUGAUGUUAACGUAGUUAAUGGCAGAUCAAAAUACUACCCCGGCGUUUUUUUCCCCGAUUUGUACAAUGUGUUCGUGGUUAGGUGUAUUUUUAUUUUUUACUUCAGUUGCUCUAUAUUCUAACGCUUAUUUAAAUAUAUAGUUAUAUACAAACCAGUCUAUAGACGAUGCUGGAUAUUCUCCAUACAUAUUCACACUACCCACUUUUAUGUAAAAAAUAAAAUUACACAGACCGGAAACCUAAAAAAUUUGAGGUUAGAAAGUUCGAAAUGCUUCCGCGAACGUCAAAAUGUCAAUAAGAAGCUCAUAACCUCUUCGAGUACUCAUUUUACACCAACAGAUUGGCAAAUGUCAUCACAUCCUGUGGUAAAGUAGUAAAGAUGUCAAUAAGAGGCUCAUAACCUCUUCGAGUACUCAUUUUACACUAUCAACUUGGCAUAUGUCAUCACGUCCUGUGGUAAAAUGCCAACAUGGUGCUCAUAACCUCAAUGAGUACUGAUUCUGCGCCAUCACUUUGGUAGUUAUUAUUUUCUAUGUCAAAAUGUCAAUAAGAAGCUCAUAGCCUCUUCGAGUACUCAUUUUACACUAUCAACUUGGCAUAUGUCAUCACGUCCUGUGGUAAAAUGCCAACAUGGUGCUCAUAACCUCAAUGAGUACUGAUUCUGCGCCAUCACUUUGGUAGUUAUUAUUUUCUAUGUCAAAAUGUCAAUAAGAAGCUCAUAGCCUCUUCGAGUACUCAUUUACACCAUCAGCUUGGCAUAAGUCAUCAUAUCUUAGGUUAAGUUGUAGAACGCGCGAAAAAAUUGAAAAAGAAGAAGCAUUCGUUUCUGUCCUUUUAAUUUUUCGAAAAACAAUCAUAAGUCACAACUUUUUCCAUUUUUCCUUAUCUAUAUUUUUUGAGUCAACGUUUUAGGUGUUUUAUAGUUAUCGAUAUCGAUAUAUUGUUAAGAGGUGUGAUUGAAAAAUAUAGUGAUCAAUUUUAUUAAAAAAUAAAAUAAAUAAUUAAUUGUUUUCGACAUACAUCUCUGAGCUAGCAAUGCUCUCAUCCCAAAAUUGUAUUUAACUCUGAAAGCCUUUCUGAAAGACUUCUUUCGGAAUAGUCUUGGCCAUUUCUUUGACAAGAUUGGUCCAAUUUUAGGUAGGUGUUGUUUUGUCCACUUUUUGUAUCUAUUUUGUGUUUAACAGCUUCUCAUUCUUAAUUGACUCAUUUCCACUUAACGUGAAAAGUCUUCAAAGGUUACUGCGUUAUCACCAUAGAUAAAUUUUAACAUUUCGUAAGUUUCUAUAGUUGUUUUUCGACACAAUUUAAUGCGUUGGUCUAAAUUUAUGUUCCACGACAGUCAUUGCAAUCCACUAAUGCGACUGCCCAGUUGAAAACAUGCUCAAACUUAUCAUUUGUCAUCUCAAUAUAUAAAGUUGUAGAUCAUUAAUAAUGACUGUAUUUUUUUAUCACACCUCGUAUUUCAUUUCAUAGAAACACUGAUGCAAUACGUUUUUUUUUCUUUGUUCGACAGUACGAAAAGACUUGAAAUUGCGACUGCAGUUCAGGUUUUUUAACCAUAGAAAAA